This is a messenger RNA of Lindgomyces ingoldianus, 1908 nucleotides long. RefSeq lists its product as uncharacterized. The record is from RefSeq and is a predicted model, not a curated record. NCBI's taxonomy places the organism in Eukaryota, Fungi, Ascomycota, Dothideomycetes, Pleosporales, Lindgomycetaceae. The transcript has 22 exons. The coding region runs from base 1 to 1908 and encodes 635 amino acids.
AUGUACUCUGUAAGCUCAGUCAGCUCACUAGAAUUGGGACAUCAUAAUGGGCAAAAGAAUAACGUAGAUGGCAUAGUUGCUGAAUUUGUUAGAAGAUUGCUAACAAAACAGGCAAUAACAGCAUUCUCCGCAUUAAUCUCCAAACACAAGCCCCCUGGCCCUCAGCAACCUGCCUUCAACCGCCCAAAACCACUAAAAAUCCUAUAUAACUACCGUAAACGUGUACUGCAGUACUGUACUAUUAGGUGUACUAACGGAGUGAGCCCUAAAAAUGGAGGAAACGCGUACUUGUAUAUUUUGUUUUGGAUUUCCCCUGGAAGUACCAUUGUUGGUCUCGUGUAUCUGUACGGACAAAUGGCCGGAUGUUUUCGAACGCCACGUUGUGACCAUGCCGUGCGCUCCCAUGAAAAUAACGGUAUCCUGCCGAACUUUCACGAAGUAGAGGGCCAGGUGCCGGCCAUGUUUUUCCGUUGGGUCUUCCUCGCGUCUCCAUGCCGUAGAAAGCAGAUAGUAGAUGUUCGUAGAGCAGCAAUUUCGAGCGAAUACAAAGACCUUUAUAUAUGUACGAUACGUCCAAGCCACCGAAAAUGCUCCCCGCAUUACAGUGCGGCAGUGAUGCUGUCGUUGAGUCGGGGUAGGGUGGUACUCCUCCAUCAGCAGUUUCAAUUUGAAAAUCAGCUAGACCCAUUUCAUGCCUCUAGACCGAAUCUCCAAGCCUUUGCACUCGCUGCUGAUGCCGACAACUCGUCCAUGGUCCUAAGCCAGGCGGCGCAUGGCAAGGAAAGUCAUACGAUGCUAGACAUUGACUUCCGUGGCACUGCUGCUGCCGAAAGACGAGACGCAGUCAUGGAGCCUGCUAUUCAGACUAGGGGGUUCGAUUCGGAACCCAUGCGUCCCAGCAGGAAUCCCGUCCGCAUCAGAGGCGUAGAUGAGGUGGCUGCAGACUUUGAAAACAUUCGACAGCCUUACUUCAUAACGUAUCAUCCUUUACUCCUCCAUACCUUCACAGCAAGCUACGCUAACCAAGGAGAUGUGAGACCCCCCCUUAACACCGAGCGAGAAAAGCAUGUACGCAGCCUGAAUAAUGCGGCAUUCUACAUCGUACAGCACUGCCUGUCUAUCUCUAUCCAGGAGGUGGCGCCAGGGUCAUUAGUAUGUAUACCCGUUGAAAACUCCGUUAUCACAGGAGCGCCAGGAUGGGCAACUUAUGCAAAGAGGGGAGGGGCGAAUGAGCUCCUCCUGCUGCGGAAACUCCCACGUCACACCUACCUGACUACCAGGAGGCACGGAGGAAGUGUGCAUCAAAGGCUGACACAAUAUAAUGCCAAGGGUAUCGAGGGCCACCUUGUCUCGUAUUACAAACUUCAGGCCAUCCAAUCCUACCAAGCUCUUCCACAACUCUUCCGCCAGAACACGACCGCUUGCUAUAAUCCCUUUUCAAUAUGUUCAGUAACGCUUGUACUUGCUUCUGUCGCAAUCGUGGCCCUUUUAUUUGUCUGCUUCGCUUUCCCGUCAGUUUUCUUAUUUGAAUUCUGGUCCACUUUCUUAACUGCGCUCUUGUCCUUUUUAACUUUACUAUCAUUCUGGAAAAUGGUGUACUUACUACUUUGGAUGGGGCUAGGUACUAACGCACCAAUGUCACUUCCGCCGCUUGGGUCACCAGCCGACAUUAUACUUCUCGACGGAACUAAGCUUACAAUACUGUAUGGGCUAUUAGUUGUGUACGACCCCGAAGAAGAAACCGAAAUCAUGUUGCCAGUGUGGUUAGACCGAAACUAUUCAGAACCCUUGGAAAAAGGUUUUAUGGCAGAUAAGAGAAACCAUAUUCAGUCCUACUUAGGAAGGCCCAUCGAUAGAAUGAUCUUUCUUACCCCCGGUUCCACCCCCUUUUCCCUCGUCUUGCAAUAG